CAAAAUAAUACGAGUAAAGUUGAAGCUGACGCGUAUACCUGUUUAACUAACGAAAGAUUAACUUCUUCUGCAGUUCUGCUCAUUCAAUCAUUUGAUCCUCCAAAUAAACCCCCCUUUCUUUCUCUCUCCUCUUAACGCAAAUUACGAUGAAUUCCGAAUAUGACUAUCUCUUCAAGCUCUUACUUAUUGGUGACUCUGGAGUGGGCAAAUCAUGUCUUUUACUCAGAUUUGCUGACGAUUCAUACCUCGAUAGCUACAUAAGCACCAUUGGAGUCGACUUUAAAAUACGCACGGUGGACCAGGAUGGAAAGACUAUAAAACUACAGAUUUGGGAUACUGCAGGCCAAGAACGUUUCCGGACAAUCACAAGUAGCUAUUAUCGUGGUGCACAUGGAAUCAUUGUUGUGUAUGACAUCACAGACCAAGAAAGCUUCAAUAAUGUGAAACAGUGGCUCAGUGAAAUUGAUCGUUAUGCUAGCAAUAAUGUCAACAAGCUCUUAGUUGGAAAUAAGAGCGACUUGACAGCCAAUCGUGCAGUUUCUUAUGAAACUGCUAAGAAAAAAAUUUCAAGGCAUAUGCUGAUGAAAUUGGUAUUCCCUUCCUGGAAACAAGUGCCAAAGAUGCUACCAAUGUUGAGCAGGCAUUUCUGACCAUGACGGAAGAUAUAAAAAAACGAAUGGCAACUCAACCAGGAGCAGGUGGUGACAAGCCUUCCACUGUGCAAAUCCGCGGCCAACCUGUCAACCAAAGCUCGAGUUGCUGCUCUUAAUUGACUAACUGAAUAGCAGGGUUUUUGCUUGUACAUAGAAAAAAGAAACUAAGGUUGAUAAUUGCCCAAACAAUUGUUUGAACAGACCUUAAGACAACCAUGAUCUGUGAUAUAUGAAUAAAUGUAUUUGCCACCUUAAAAAAUCGCUUUUGAUACC
Molecule: messenger RNA, 926 nt
Organism: Beta vulgaris subsp. vulgaris (sugar beet)
Lineage: Eukaryota; Viridiplantae; Streptophyta; Magnoliopsida; Caryophyllales; Amaranthaceae
Product: GTP-binding protein YPTM2
Exons: 8
Coding region: 147-650 (167 amino acids)
Molecular function (GO): GTP binding; GTPase activity
Source: RefSeq, a predicted model, not a curated record